This is a messenger RNA of Coniophora puteana RWD-64-598 SS2, 531 nucleotides long. RefSeq lists its product as uncharacterized. Bases 1 to 531 code for a protein of 176 amino acids. Gene Ontology annotation, biological process: regulation of transcription by RNA polymerase II. Gene Ontology annotation, molecular function: DNA-binding transcription factor activity, RNA polymerase II-specific; RNA polymerase II cis-regulatory region sequence-specific DNA binding. The record is from RefSeq and is a predicted model, not a curated record. Lineage: Eukaryota; Fungi; Basidiomycota; Agaricomycetes; Boletales; Coniophoraceae. The transcript has 2 exons.
AUGUUGCGGCCUGACCCACAGCAGAAUGCACUGGUCAGCAAGCCCAAUGUUACGAGCGAGCGCACGGCGGGUGCGAGCCACCGUCGUCGGAAGCAGGAAGCUAACUUCCUGUGCCCCGUCCCUGGUUGCGGUAGCACGUUCACGCGCAGCUUCAAUCUCAAGGGACACAUGCGGUCGCACAACGAGGAGCGCCCGUUCCAGUGCAAGUGGCCCGGCUGCGGCAAGGGCUUCGCGCGGCAGCACGACUGCAAGCGGCACGAGCAGCUGCACUCGAACUACCGCCCGUUCACCUGCGACGGGUGCAACAAGAACUUUGCACGCAUGGACGCGCUGAACCGCCACUGUGAGUUCUCCGCCGUUGAUCAUCAUUCUUCUUCGACGUGGGUUGCUGAUGACUUCCCGCGAUCUUUUGCAGUACGUUCUGAGGGCGGUGCCGAGUGCCAGCGUAUGAUCGAUGCCAACAAGGAUGUGAGCGGCGUUGGGUCCGUGCUGAAGACCGAGGAGGGCUGGGGGAUCGGCGUCAUGGUAUAG